This is a messenger RNA of Monodelphis domestica (gray short-tailed opossum), 3540 nucleotides long. RefSeq names its product family with sequence similarity 171 member A2 (gene FAM171A2). The record is from RefSeq and is a predicted model, not a curated record. Lineage: Eukaryota; Metazoa; Chordata; Mammalia; Didelphimorphia; Didelphidae.
GAGGAGGAAGAGGAGGAGGAGGAGGGAGGGGCGGGCGGUGGCCCGGGCCUGUGCCUGUGCCUGUGCGCGGGGGGCCGGCAACGCCAGGGGCAGCGGGCAGCGGGCGGCGGGUAGUGGGCAGCGGGCGGAUGGGAAGGGCCGCUAGCUGCCGGGGCUGCCAGGAUGCCGCCGCGGAGCGGCCGUCUUCUCCUGCUGCUGCUGCUGCCGCUGCUCCUCGGAGACGCUUCCCGGGCCCGGGGCAAGUCCCCUCCGGAGCCCCCCAACCCACAGGAGGUACUCAUCAAGGUGCAGGUGUAUGUCAGCGGGGAGCUCGCUCCCCUAGCCCGGGCCUCCGUAGAUGUGUUUGGGAAUCAGACCCUGCUGGCCACAGGCACCACAGACGCAGAGGGGGUGGCGACCCUGCCUCUCAGCUACCGCCUAGGCACCUGGGUGCUGGUCACUGCUGCCCGGCCUGGCUUCCUUACCAACUCGGUGCCCUGGCGUGUGGACAAGCUGCCCCUGUAUGCCUCCGUCAGCCUCUACCUGCUUCCUGAGCGCCCUGCCACCCUCAUUCUCUAUGAGGACCUUGUGCACAUUCUGCUGGGCUCCCCAGGUGCCCGCUCUCAGCCCUGGGUACAGUUCCAACGCCGGGCAGCUCGUCUGCCCCGAAGCUCUACCUAUAGCCAACUCUGGGCUUCACUUACCCCUGCUAACACAGAGCAGGAGAUGAGGGCCUUCCCUGCCUUCUUGGGCACUGAGGGCAAUAGUUCAGCCAACAGUUCCUGGCUGGAGCUAGCACCCUUGGCUGCAGUAAGCGUCCACCUACUGACUGGCAAUGGAACAGAGGUGCCAUUAUCAGGGCCUGUGCACUUCUCGCUGCCCCUCCCUCCGGGGCCUCGAGCCCUUAGUACCAAUAGCAUCCCUGCCUGGAGAUUCGACCCCAAGAGUGGACUUUGGGUACGAAAUGGGACAGGACUGAUUAGAAAGGAGGGACGGCAACUCUACUGGACUUUCGUCUCCCCUCAGCUGGGCUACUGGGCUGCUGCCCUGGCCUCCCCUGCUUCUUCUGGCACAGGGCUGGUGACUGUCACGUCCGGCAUUAAAGACAUCAGCACCUACCACACCAUCUUCCUGCUCACCAUCCUUGGGGCCCUCGCCCUGCUGGUGCUGAGUCUGCUCUGCCUUCUCAUCUACUACUGCAGGAGGCGAUGCCUGAAACCCCGGCAGCAGCUGCACAAGCUGCCUCUCUCUGGGCCCCUGGAAAGCAACAAAAAGGACCAGGCCACUUCCAUGUCUCAGCUGCACCUCAUCUGCGGAGGGUCUCUGGAGCCUCCUUCCACAGGGGACCCCGAGGCACCGCCCCCCGGGGCUCUGCAUUCUGCCUUCUCCAGCUCCCGGGACCUGGCCAGCUCCCGAGAUGACUUCUUCCGUGCCAAGCCUCGUCCAGCUGGCCGGGCAUCGGCAGAGCCUCCUUGUGUCCGAGGAACCGAGGGUGCGGGCCUUAAGGGGGCUCGCUCAGUGGAGGGGCCUGGGGGACUGGAGCCCAGCCUGGAAGAGUACCGACGGGGAGCCCCGGGAGGAGCUACCUAUAUCCAUGAUCCUCCAUCCCCACCGCCACUGCCCUCCCCCUUUGACCACUUCUUAGGGCACAAGGCCAACCCAGAGGGCAAGGCCCCCGACUUCUUGCUCUCGCAGUCUGUGGACCAGCUAUCCCGCCCGCCCUCCCUCAGCCAGGCUGGCCAGCUGAUUUUCUGUGGAUCCAUCGACCACCUGAAGGACAGCGUCUACCGAAACGUCAUGCCUACCCUGGUCAUUCCUGCCCACUACGUGCGGCUGGGGGAAUCUGGCACGGGGUCAGGAGAUGAGUCAGCCCCAUCCGAAGGUGCCGCUCAAGGCCCUGCCCGGCCCUUUCCCCAAGCUGACCCCCAGCGCCAGCUCCUGCAAGGCCACCCAGGGGCGGGCGGCGAAGGUGGCGAGAGCUGGGCAGGUGCCCGCUCCACCCCAGUCAGUGGCUCUGUAACCAUCCCCGUCCUCUUCAAUGAGUCUACCAUGGCCCAGCUGAAUGGAGAGCUGCAGGCCCUCACUGAGAAGAAGCUGCUGGAGUUGGGGGUGAAGCCCCAUCCACGCGCGUGGUUUGUGUCUUUGGAUGGACGCUCCAACUCCCAAGUGCGCCACUCCUACAUCGACCUGCAGGCAGGCGGGGGCAGCGGCGGGCGAAGCACCGAUGCCAGUCUGGACUCGGGCGUGGAUGUGCAUGAGACCAGGCCUCUGCCCCGGCGACGGCCCCCAGCCGCCCGGGGGGAAGAGCGGGUCUCGGCCCCCGCCCCGGCACCCCCGCCAGCCCCACCACGCCUGGCCCUGAGCGAGGACACGGAGCCCAGCAGCAGCGAGAGCCGUACGGGCCUCUGCUCCCCAGAGGACAACUCCCUGACUCCGCUGCUGGACGAGGCGGUGGCACCAGAGGGCCGGGCAGCCACCGUGCCCAGGGGCCGGGGGCGCAGCCGGGGAGACAGCUCCCGCAGCAGUGCCAGUGAGCUGCGUCGGGACUCCCUCACCAGCCCUGAGGACGAGCUGGGCGUGGAGGUGGGCGAUGAGGCCGGGGACAAGAAAAGCCCCUGGCAGCGGAGGGAGGAGAGGCCACUGAUGGUGUUUAAUGUUAAGUAAUCCCCUCCAUUCCCAUCCCUCCCCUAGGGUUGGCACUGGGGUGACAUUGGGGGUGCCCAAGAUUCAGGCCCUCCUCAAAUGCACACCCUUUCCAGAGCAUCAGUACCAGGGACAGGUGGUAUCCAGUUGCCCCAGCAGGCAGUGCCAACCUUGAAGAGGUGUCUGGUGCAGCCCAGUCACUUAGGGCUAUGUUGUAUCUGGGUUGGGAGGGAGGCCAGGGGCUAGGCCUGUGUAAAUUGGGACCUCUCUGUUUUCCUUGCCCCGUGGUGGCUCUUGGAGGUGCCAAGAGGAUGCCACAAUGUGGAGGGGGAGGGUGGAUGCUGGGGAAAGAGGGAAGCUGUGGGGAGGGGGCAAAGGUGGGUGGGAAGGGUUUGUCCCUGACCUCCCAACAUGACCAUGCCACGCUGGCAGUUACCCCCCUCCCCCAAGUGCCUUUUCUCCCUGGCAGCCCCAGUGCCCUAUUCUGGAAAGAGCAAGAGGGGGGCCAGGACUUUUCAAGGUACAUGAAAGGGACUGCCUGGCCCCAAACCCUAAAAAAAAAACCCUUUUGGAGGCUGGGGGGAAGGGAGUGACUCCCAUCAUUUGUAUAAAUACCCUGUAUAUAGAAAGCUCUAUUGUGGGGAAGAUGGGGGUAGGGAGACUGGGCAGAGCCAGGGGAGGGAAGGGGGAGCUCUGGGGAGGACAGGAUCCCUGGGCCAGGAGUGGGGGAAAGUGGGAGGGAGGGAGGGGAUGGCAUGUGUGCUGCUUGUUCACCAGCCUGUAAAGUUGGCACCAUGUCCUCUAGAACAACCUGGUCUAGGCCAUUGCCAGGGGUGCCACAGGCAGGCUGCAUUGGGAGACAUGAUGGGAACCAAAGGGCUGGCUUGAGAGACAAUACAUAAAAAUCAUUGACACUGA